Messenger RNA from Effrenium voratum, 492 nucleotides. NCBI's taxonomy places the organism in Eukaryota, Dinophyceae, Suessiales, Symbiodiniaceae. The record is from the annotation of a GenBank genome assembly.
AUGCAACGAGCCCACCCAGUGAAAAUCGCUCCAGCUCGGCUCAUCUGCGCACUUCAUAUCUCAGCAAAGUCGCAUCUCAUAUCAACUCCGCAGGUGGAGGCGGACGAAAGCAGGCGAGUCCGCGGCAUCGGCUUGGACGGCUCAGUGCUCGAGAUGCCGCUUCUGGCGCUGAGAAACAUCACCUUGUCCUCCGCCCGGCAUGUGACCAUCACUCCUCAUGAGCCAGGUGCUGGAGCUAACUCCCAGAAAGGGCGCCGCUCCUAUCGUUUCCGCAACACAGGUGCCCGAAUAGAGGGGCCCAUCGCCACGUUUCCAGCUGCCGUCGAUGUUGGCGUGGGCGACAUCGGCUUGUUCCAGGCGCUGCUUUCCCAGCCCCAAGAGACCAUCGGCGAUUUCGAUGGGCCGGUGGCACUUCUGGGACAGGAUUUGAUGACUCAGAUGCCGCUGCGCUAUAGUGCAGCGAGGGGUACCCUUUGGUUUCGUCACCAGUGA